Molecule: messenger RNA, 2446 nt
Organism: Lycium barbarum (goji berry)
Lineage: Eukaryota; Viridiplantae; Streptophyta; Magnoliopsida; Solanales; Solanaceae
Product: PHD finger-containing protein 1-like
Exons: 7
Coding region: 835-2247 (470 amino acids)
Source: RefSeq, a predicted model, not a curated record
AAUAUAAAAACUUGUUCCAGUAAUGGCCAACAAAACAUGAAUAAAAUUCAUACUUUUAUGUCUUGGUCCAAAUGACAGAAUCAGCUCUGAUUAAUAUCUAAUUCUGUGCAUUUUAUCUUCUAUCAUCUUCUUCAGCUUAUUAAGGUUUAAAAUUUUAGUUGGAAAGCUGAUAGUACAGAAGAAUAUAAAGUGUAGGUGUAAUCUACACUAUUUAAAGAUGAAAAUAGCAUUGAUAACUUUUAUAGACUCGUUACAGGGAUAGGAACUUGUACAGAAGGACUAACACCAACUUAGUGCUAGACUAUUUCUCUAUCAAUAUAAUUACUACUUCUUAAUGGCGCAAGGUGGCUCAGAUGGUUGAGCAUGGGGCAUUCAUAAUGGAGGUCUCAGGUUUGAAACCCCUAUUGCCAGAUUUGCCUCUGGAUCGAGCUUGUCGCACGGGAAAUGCCUAGUGCGGGCUAUCUCUCCUGUAUGGUUUACGAGCUAUUACACAGAAGCUGGUUUACCUGUGCGCACCCGAAGGGUUGCGGCUGCAGGUUCCAUGUCAUAAAAAAUAAAAAUAAAAAAAAUCACUACUUACUUUUAUCAAAAAUAAGAGGGAUGGUGCUUUUUGGGUCAUUGUUUUCACAUUCUUGGCUUAACAAAAUCAGUUAGCUAAUUAUCUAUGUUCAUAUGGCCCCUUUAACCAAUACCUGUUAGGAAUUGUCGUUCGAGGGUCAUACGGUGUGGUACAAAUAUGUGGAAAAAAUUUGUAACACUUGCGGUGAUAUAGGUUUUCAAGAUGCAAUUGUUACCUGCUAUCAGUGUAAAGAUGUUCAAGUGCAUCAGUAUUGCAUGAUGCGCUAUUUUGAACAUGCACCAGAGGAUUGGUGUUGUGAAGACUGUGAUAUUGGCAAGGGGGUAAUGUCUUCAUCACAUGGACUAGAAAAUGAGUAUUCUGAGGGAUCCAAGUUACAUGCCUCUGCAAAGAAUUGUCAGAGUACUGUGCAACCAAAGAAACGUACGACGUUUCCUGGUGGGCAUUCUAUUAACUGGGAAAAGGAGGUACAGACUGGGAAAACGAGAUAUAUACCUGUUGAAGAAGCACUUGGUCUAUCAUCAGGCGUCAAGAAAUAUGGAUGUCCGCUGAAAAUUACUGGCUCUUCAAGAGUCGUGAAAACCAAAUCCAUGGCAACCAUAACUCGAGGGAAUUUUAACAAGCCUAGAGCUCAAAUUUCAAAUUCUUUUCCUGAGAAGAGUACAGUGCAGCGUUCUUUAGGAUCAGCAGGAUAUACGAAACCUCAGAAUCUUCAAAAUGCCAAAAUCACUGAACAGAGCAAAACACCAGUACAAUCAUCUAAAUGUUCUGGUGGUUCUAACAUUCUGGAGCUUAGGAGUCCUGAUGCUGUGAAUGCGAGUCGAAUGAUGAUUCCACCUAUGACGCACCCUUGUGAUCCUGCUCGAGUUCCUUCCUGGGAGGGAAGUUUUGACAUCUUAGGUGCUCUGGAAUUUGCACCUGGGAUGUUCAAUAAUUGUAUCCAGGCUUAUCCUCCUUCCAGAAUUAGACGUAAGGUGUAUGAGUUCUCAAGGAUAUUGCCUGAUGCUCUUAAAUUUGAACUAGUGCCGCGUGGGGAUAUCUGGACAAGUCUAUUCAACAAUCAUUGUCCGGGUAAAGAAGAUAUAGGACUGUAUUUCUUUGCAAGUCAAAGAGAAAGGUCUGAGCUAUAUAUUUCUCUGGUGGAGUUCAUGCGUAUCAGAGAUUUGGUGAUGAGAACGCUUAUAAAUGAUGUUGAGCUGCUUGUACUUGCAUCCACAGCCCUGUGCAGUGAUUCUCAAAGAUGGAACAGCGAGAACUUCCUGUGGGGACUAUUUUACCGCGUGAGACAAGAUACAGUCGGAUAUGCUGAAGGGGGCAGCAGUGAAGUGAUUGAUAUGGAGAUAGACAUGAUAGGGGGGGAAGAUGUCUGUACAGCCAAUGAGGUUGACUUGGAGGGUUAUCAAGAUGAGGUUGACAUGGAGAUAGACAUGAUGGCUGGAGAAAAUGUAGGUAUUCCGGACAAAGUUGUCUCAACAAUUACUUCCAGAAAUGGCUUUGCUAGAUCUUUAAAAGAAACUGUUACUGCUGCUACCUGCGAUCGGUCUGAAUCAGUUACUCCUCUGGUUUCAAGAUCCUCCGAGGGUUGCAAGGAACUGACUCAAGUAAUCAAAAGGGAGCCUGUUGAUGACUUUCCUCCAGGUUUUAUUCCGCGUUUAACUCCUACUAAAUGAGCGGCAUCAAAUCAUGGUUGCUGCCAGCUUCUUGUAAAUAUCACUGCUUAGUUUCAAUCAAGUUCAUUAGGCAUUGGACUAGCUAAGAUGUUUGUGUCUGACAAUUAGAUGGAAAAUUGUUGUAAGUACUUCUGUUGUUACUAAUUGUUGUAAGUACUUCUGUUGUUAAUGAAAUCAGCAAGUAGGUCUAGUUUGUGAA